This is a messenger RNA of Drosophila eugracilis, 1807 nucleotides long. RefSeq lists its product as uncharacterized. NCBI's taxonomy places the organism in Eukaryota, Metazoa, Arthropoda, Insecta, Diptera, Drosophilidae. The transcript has a single exon. The record is from RefSeq and is a predicted model, not a curated record. The coding region runs from base 1 to 1794 and encodes 597 amino acids.
AUGUGCAAAGUGCUAACAAUUCUGUUCCUGUUCUCAAUACCGAAGCUUACAAGAAGUGACUACAAUGUGACAAUGUUAAAAUCAGUUCUGACUGUCAUUUCUACCAGGGAGCAGUGGACGAAUACUCCAAUAUUCAUGGGACACAGCAGAAAACGAGACGAUCUCAGUGAUUUCUUUAUUUGGCUUCAUCAAACAAUGGGAGUUACUAGUCUAACGAUAAAUUCAUUAAUUCAACCUGAAGAGCUAAAACCUUUUGGCCACUAUAAAAUAACUAGAAAUAAUGCCAUCGGUUUAUUUUUUUGCCACGGAAGGCAGGAUAUUCUGUGGUUUACUCUGGAUAGUGGCCUUCGAAAAUUGCGACGCAUUCCCUUGAUCAUCAUGCUGCGCUCGCAAAGAAGUCAAUCGCAUAGAGCUAUUCAAUCUAUAUUCACAACACUGUGGCAGUAUCAAUUUCUUAAAGUUCUUGUCCUACAUCGCGAUCAGAUUUACUCUUACACUCCGUAUCCGACUGUGCGUUACUUCAAGCUAAAUAUUCAUUCGGAUCCGCUUUUUCCAUCUGCAACAAGGAAUUUUCAGGGAUAUGUGGUCUCCACUCUAGCGGAGAAUGAUAUUCCAAGAGUGUUUCAUAUCCACGAUCCUAGCACUGGUCGCAGAAAGAUGCGGGGCUAUGCAUAUCGCGCGUUUGUAGAGUAUUUGGAUCAUCAUAACGCAUCGCUAGAGCUAACCAACCCUGACGAGAAACUUGACCCAACAACUAGUGUAAAUAUGAAUCGUAUUUUGGAGCUAAUAAUAGAAGGACAAUUGGAAAUCUCUUUGCAUCCGUACGUUACCACACCAAAGAACACAGUAAAGAGUUACCCCUUGCUAAUAUAUCCAAAUUGUUUGAUUGUGCCAGUGAGAAAUGAGAUUCCAAGACAUAUGUACCUUUUACGGCCAUUCCAUCUGUACAGCUGGUAUAUUCUCUUGUUCGCAGUUUUUUACAUAACCGGAAUACUACAUUGUAUGAGUCCAAAACUGCAUGGAAGUACCUGUGCGCAACAGUUGGGCUUGAACUUUUUGGUUGCCAUAAGCAAGGUCCUUUUUAUCAGCUCCCCCGUAUCAGCAUACGGAGUUACAUGGCGCCAUUUCAUUGUUUUUGUACUACUGGCUAUCCUGGGAUUCAUCACCACAAGUUGGUACAACAUUGAGUUGGACAGCUUCUUAACAACUCUGGUUGUGGGCGAGCAAGUCAAUAGCAUCGAUCAGCUCGUCCAGCAGCAACAAAAAGUUUUGGUCAAGGAAUACGAAGCUAAUACUUUUCUGCGACAUGUUGAGCCCCGAUUAGUGGAAAAAGUGGCUAGGCUCUUAGUGAGCGUAAAUGCCAGUGAACAGGUGAUCGCCCUGCUCAGUUUUAAUCGCACUUAUGCUUAUCCUUUUACUGAAGAACGUUGGCAGUUUUUUGCCAUGCAACAGCAAUAUGCCUUUAAGCCGAUCUUUCACUUCUCAUCCGCUUGUCUGGGAUCUCCACAAAUUGGUUAUCCAAUGCGAAUUGACAGCCAUCUGGAGCCGUCGCUAAACAUGUUCAUAAUGAGAAUUCAGGGUGCAGGUCUACUACAUCACUGGCUGAUCUCCGACUUUAACGAUGCCAUGCGAGCUGGCUAUGUGAGGUUUCUGGAUAAUGUUCUGGGAUAUCAACCUAUCGACGUGAAUACAUUACGACUGGGCUGGUGUGUUUUGGGAAUUGGUUGGUUGCUGUCUACUUUGAUUUUUAUUUGCGAACGCUGGCACCUUUACCCUUGGCGCAUUUUCCCUUAGCUUAGGUAAUAAA